Molecule: messenger RNA, 725 nt
Organism: Tarenaya hassleriana
Lineage: Eukaryota; Viridiplantae; Streptophyta; Magnoliopsida; Brassicales; Cleomaceae
Product: NADH dehydrogenase [ubiquinone] 1 alpha subcomplex subunit 6-like
Exons: 2
Coding region: 92-496 (134 amino acids)
Biological process (GO): response to oxidative stress
Source: RefSeq, a predicted model, not a curated record
GGACUCUCUCCGCGUCUCUGAUAGCUUCAUAGAUUGCUUUUUCCUGAGCAGCUGAUUUUCCGAUUCUCCGAUCGAAGGCGAAGAACCCAAAAUGGCGGCGGCGUUCACGUUGAGGGGGACCCACGUCCCCCCGAACUCGGCGAAUCUGGCGGAGGCUCGCCGCCGUGUGUUCGAUUUCUUCAGAGCUGCUUGCAGAUCCAUCCCUUCCGUCAUGGAAAUCUACAAUCUUCAAGAUGUCGUCGUGCCUUCACAGCUCCGCUCCGCCAUCGCCGCGCAGAUUCGGAGGAACGCCCACAUCACGAACCCUAAGGUUAUCGAUAUGCUUCUGUUCAAGGGAAUGGAAGAACUGACGAAUGUUGUCGACCACUCAAAGCAGCGUCACCACAUUAUCGGGCAGUACGUGGUGGGUAGUGAAGGGCUUGUGCAGGAUUCUGGGAGCAAGGAUCAGGGCAUGUCCGAUUUUCUCAAGAAUUUCUACACCAGCAACUACUUUUGAACUGGUGAGAUGUUCUCUUCAAGUUUGAUAUUAAGUUCCUCAUAAGUUGUUACUCUACAGUUGUGCUAUGGACUUGGGGAAUGUACUUCCCUCAGUAAAAUAAUGGACAUAGACCUCAUUUUGUACUCAUUCUCUCCCUGUUAAAACAUUCAUUUUUCUCUCCCGACAAUUUUAUAAUUUGGCCCUUUGUCUUGUAAUGACUUGUUUUUGCAACAAAGUGUUAGAUCUC